Molecule: messenger RNA, 4125 nt
Organism: Cynoglossus semilaevis (tongue sole)
Lineage: Eukaryota; Metazoa; Chordata; Actinopteri; Pleuronectiformes; Cynoglossidae
Gene: il1rapl1a
Product: interleukin 1 receptor accessory protein-like 1a
Exons: 16
Coding region: 1566-3713 (715 amino acids)
Biological process (GO): signal transduction; negative regulation of exocytosis
Source: RefSeq, a predicted model, not a curated record
GGCAGGGGAGGUGAUUAAUCAAUCACACCUGUGAGCUGAAGAGGAGAGGGAAAGUCAGAGGGAGGUGGUUUGGAGGAGAACAAAGGAGAACAGCAGUGUGAAGUGAGGAUAUAACAAGAGGAGAUCUUUCAAAGUGUAGAGGUGUAAAGAAAGUUGAUGAAGAAGCCACCGUUUUCUGCCGUGAGCCAACAAACUGAAUGAGACAUGAGAAAUGUCUGGUGCUUUGCUCCUGGGGACAUGGAUGGACAUGACUCUACUUUAACAUGAUAAAAAAUGCUGAUGUUGCUCCAGUCUUCUGAUUAAAAGGAAAAUCCUCCGCUGGGAAUUAUCAGGAACGCUCCCACGAUGGCUCUGGAUGCUGACAGUGGAUUGGCUGCUUGAUGUAUAAUUCAGUGCCUGUAACACGGCUGGUUAAUAAAAACAGUAGCCGACCAGAAAAGUCAUUGGUCGCUGCCUUCAUCUUCCUCCUGCCACUGAAGUCUUCCUCAGUGUCUGAGUUGUUGAGCUCGUCCUGUCCUGGUGAUGGUGGCUUUUUGACACUGCUCCACGCUGUCACGAUCCACUGACAUGAACAUCUGUUCCGGUGAGGCUGCAGGACAACCGCCUUUCUCUCUGUCUCCCCUUCUUCCUCACCCCUAAACCACGUAAACUCUUUUAAGAGCAAUUCAACGUUGCGGCUUUAAUUGAACUUCUAGCUGUCUGUUGGAAUGUUGCCCCCCCUCCCUGCUUCUCUUCUCUCCCUCCAUCUCACUGCUCACUGGAUGGAAAUGACAGGGCGCAGGUGCAGCAGCCACGGCCGUGUGUGAGCGCGUGUAUGUGAGCGUGAGUGUGUGUGUGAGCACCGUCAGGGGACGGUCUGUGGUGCACUAGGACCACGGAGAGAGAGAGAGAGGGAGAGAGAGAGAUCCUUCUCGCCGUGUGCAUUGCAACUAUACGAAGCGCGGCGGAGCUCUGGAGGAGGAAACCCCCCCGUCGGAUCUGACCAUCAUAUCCAUACAUUUCUUCUGUUCUCCCCCGUCUCCGCUGUGAGUGCGGAGGUUCGCAGCGCACGGCGGCGCGUCCGGGAUGUUCCGGCUUCCCCUUGGAGAGGAUAAGUGAUGAAUCGUGAUUUGCGCAACAUUUUUGCUUUCUUUUUAUUUAUUUAUUUUGGCCGGGAGGAAGAUCAUUGCACAUCCUCUCCUCCAGCCGACAGUGUACACGCACGUUUCUGUCAGUAGUCCAGUCUUUCCCAGCCAUCAUAGUGGUUCUAUUCCAGGCGCACUAAGUCACAUCUGCGUAGGAGAGCGCUUGUUGGCGCACUUCUUCUCAUUCCAACCUGCUCCAAAAGACUCGGAGACAAGAUCUCGACUGUUCCACUUGGAUUUAACCGACUGGCACCGUUGGCUGAAUGGGUGACACCGCCGAAACGCAAGACUGUAGCCGGACUUCAUACACCCAUUCCGUGGAAACGUGUUUUCUCUGCUGACAUGGAGUUGUGAUGUCCAAAUAAGCCUCCCUCACUGACCAACAAACGUUGUUGUAGCAUUUUGGAAUCGAGUUGAAGGCCGUGAGUACAGGGAGGGAAGAUGAGACCUCCAAGCCCUCUGCUGAUCCUGCUGUACAUCACGCUGUCCAGAAGUGUGAAGGUGGUCUCUAAGAGAGGCUCAGUGGAUGGCUGCACAGACUGGUCUGUAGACUACCUGAAGUACCGGGUGCUGCAGGGUGAACCAGUGAGGCUGAAGUGCGCCCUGUUCUAUGGUUACAUCCGGGCCAACUACAGCCAGGCGCAGAGUGUGGGCCUCAGCCUGAUGUGGUACCGCAGCUCUGGUCUGGGGCACAGCGACUUUGAGGAGCCCAUCUCAUUUGACGGCUCACGCAUGAGCAAAGAGGAGGAUGCCAUCUGGUUCAGACCAGCUGAACUUCAGGACAUCGGCCUCUACUCUUGUGUCCUACGGAACUCAACCUACUGCAUGAAGGUGUCCAUGUCUCUGACCGUGGCGGAAAACGACACAAAUCUGUGCUACAACUCCAACAUGAGGCGAGCAGAGAAAGCUGAGCUCAGCAAGAGCAAAGACAUUCAGUGCACUAACAUCGACAACUACGUGGAACCUGGCAAAGAUCCAGACAUCGUCUGGUACAAGGAGUGUCGUCCAAAGCAGUGGCCUGCCAGCAUCAUCCAGAAGAGAGAUAUCCUGUCCUUCCAGGAAAUAAAGGAGGAUGACAUUGGGAAUUACACCUGUGAAAUCCAGUUUGGAGGUUUCGUGGUGAGAAGGACCACAGAACUUGUAGUAACAGCUCCUUUGACAGACAAGCCGCCAAAAAUCCUGUUUCCCUCGGAACACAAGAUUAGCACCAUGGAGCUGCAGCUUGGAACUCCGUUGAACCUCACCUGUAGAGCCUUUUUUGGCUACAACGGUGACGUCAGCCCUCUCAUCUACUGGAUGAAGGGGGAGAAGUUCAUCGAAGACCUGGAUGAAGAGCGAGUCCAGGAGAGCGAAAUGAAAGUAAUUAAGGAGCAUCUUGGUGAACAGGAAGUGGCCAUUUCCCUGACCAUUGACUCCCUGGAGGAAGAAGACCUGGGGAAUUACUCCUGUUUUGUGGAAAAUGGAAAUGGGCGUAUUCAGGCCACCAUCCAGAUCUUCAGACGAGCAGAGCUCAUGUACACAGUGGAACUUGCAGGAGGCCUUGGAGCGAUCCUGCUGCUGCUCAUCUUCCUCAUCUCCCUCUACAAAUGCUACAAGAUCGAGCUGAUGCUCUUCUAUAGGAGACACUUUGGCAGCGAGGACGUGGAUGGAGAAAACAAAGACUACGAUGCAUACCUCUCCUACACCAAAGUAGACCCAGACCAGUGGAGUCAGGAGACCAGAGAGGAAGAACGCUUUGCCCUGGAGAUCCUCCCUGAUGUUCUGGAGAAACAUUACGGCUACAAACUCUUCAUCCCUGACCGAGACCUCAUCCCAACAGGCAGUCUCUCCACUGAACAUUACCAGGAUGACACGCGGCUCUUCGGAGCCUACAUAGAAGACGUGGCCCGCUGUGUGGACCAGAGCAAACGCCUCAUUAUAGUCAUGACGCCCAACUACGUAGUGAGACGUGGAUGGAGCAUAUUUGAGCUGGAGACGCGGCUGCGCAACAUGCUGGUGUCUGGCGAGAUCAAAGUCAUCCUGAUCGAGUGCGCCGAGCUGCGCGGCAUCAUGAACUACCAGGAGGUGGAGGCUCUAAAACACACCAUCAAAACCCUCACUGUCAUCAAGUGGCACGGCCCUAAGAGCAACAAGCUCAACUCCAAGUUCUGGAAGAAGCUGCAGUACGAGAUGCCCUUCAGACGCACUGUGCCCAUGCUCACCCACGAGCCGGCACUGGACGUCAGCGAGCAAGGCCCAUUCGGAGAGCUGCAGACCGUCUCCGCCAUCUCCAUGGCGGCCGCCACCACCACCGCCAUGGCCACUGCCCACCCGGAGCUGCGUUCUACUUUCCACAACACCUACCACACCACCAUGAGGCAGAAACACUACUACCGCAGCUACGAGUACGACCUACCUCCAGGAGGGACCCUGCCACCCCUGUCCUCCCUGGGGAACCAGCACACCUACUGCAACAUCCCGCUAACACUGCUGAACGGACAGAGGCCUCCUGGGAAGAGCCGAGAGCACAGCCUGGAGGAGGCGCACGCUAACAACGCCAUGCUCCCUCUGCUGCCGAGAGAAACCAGCAUCUCCAGCGUCAUCUGGUAAAUAAGGAACAUUCUCCGAGUGGAACUGAAGGAGGAGGAUCAUUCAGGGUCACACACGACUAGGUUCAAUCUGGAAACGUUCAAAAAAAAAUUUAAAAAUAACACGGUUCAUGAAGUUCAUGAAAAAUAUGAUGGGAAUCCAUUAGUUCUAACUGUGGGGAACUAUUCAUGGAGAUACAGAAGGAUUUUUUUUGGACAAUGCUACUUUUUUUUUCAAAGACACACAAAUGCAUCACCGGGGAUGUUUUCUAUGUGAAAUUCCAGGAGAUAAUAAUAACAACACUGUUUCCUUACUGAGUGAGACACGGACUCACAGGAACUCCAAGAACCAACGCACUAUGGCAAUUUGUGUACACACACACAAACACACUCACACAUGUUCACAAAUGUGCAUACACCACACACACAAACAC